CCGUUCGAUAUACGAUUUAAAUAAUUUGAAAUUUUUUAACCAAACCAGAUUUUCACUCUUAGUCAAUGAAAGUGGAGCAAUGGGCCCCGCGCCGGCCCUCUUCUGCGUGGUGCUGCAAGAGCGGAAGAGCUGCUUAUGCUUUUCUUGUUUUGUUUCUUUUUCUUCGAUCUUGAUCUCGCGCACAAGUUUUGCAAAGGGCGCCUCGUCUCGUGUAAAAGGUCAACAACACUCAAAAAACGAAACGAAAACGAAAAUGAAAACGAACGAAAUGUAACGAAAGCACCUAACAGCAAUACGCGACGGCCUUCAGUGAGCCGACUUCGUCUGCAGACUGCCUGACUACCUGCCUGCAGACGCACUCUCUGCUCUGCUUGCCCUCUGCCGCGCCCGCCCGCUCUCUCUAUCUCUCUCUCCUCUCUCUCUCAGUGCUCUGUUGAUAAGCUCUUGCACUUGCCACUGGCCAGCUUACAUAACCCGAGCGCUGCUCAAUUCGGCUGCUCCGUUAGUUCGGUUCGUGUAUAAAACGCGCCGCUGCAUCGUUAGCCGAAUCAUUUACAGUUUGUCGUUGUUCCAGCAGACGACACAAAGCAAAAACAAAGCCCAUAUCCUUUAUCCAGUCAAUCGAAGCGUUAUGGCGGCGUAUUUCAUACUGAGCGCUCUGCUGCUCGGCAGUCCCGCUGCAUGGAGCAAGCCAACCUUUGGACGUGAGCACGUGCACAUACGCAUCCACCUGCCGGAAAGUGGCGGCGACGGUGGCCACGAUCAUGGCCAUGGCGGAGGCGGCGGCGACUUUUCCGCUUAUGAAAUACACGAUCAGGGUCAUGGCGGCGGUGGAUAUGGCGGCGGUGGCGGCUUUGGCGGCGGCGGUGCUCCUCAUGUGAGCACCUUUGCUGUCAUCACUGAGAAUCACGGCGCAUCGCUAGGCGGCGGUCAUUAUGGUGGUUCCGGUGGCUACAGCGCCGGUGGACACGGUCACGGACACGACGACGGCAAACUGGCUGUGAUCGCUGCUGCUGCAGGCGCUGCCGGCGGACAUGGCGGUGGUGGUGGAGGCCAUGGCUACAGCAGCGGCGGCGGCGGUGGCUCACAUGACAGCGGCAUCGCACACAUCGCGGCCAUUGCUGCCACCUCGGACUCCUCUUCACAUGGCAGCGGCGGCUAUAGUGGCUACAGUGGUGGACACGGCGCUGGUGGCUACAGCGGCGGCGGUGGUGGACAUGGAGCGGCUCAAAUCGCCGCCAUUGCUGCCACCUCUGACUCCUCAUCGCAUGGCGGCAGCGGCUACGGCGGCUACAGCGGUGGUGGUGGUGGCGGUCACGAUGAUGCCCAUUUGGCUGCCGUGGCAGCGGCGACUGCUGCGUCCUCGGGCUCCUCGCACGCAUCUGGCGGUGGUGGAGGCUUCAGCAGCUAUGCAGCGCCAGCCAGCAGCUACGGACCGCCAGCCAGCAGCUAUGGAGCGCCAGCCAGCAGCUAUGCAGCGCCAGCCAGCGGCUGGACAGGAACCGGCUCCAGCUACAGCGGCGGCAGCAGCUACAGCACCGGCAGCAGCUACAGUGGAGGCAGCAGCUACAGUGGCGGCCACGAUGAUAGCCACAUUGUGGCAGCAGCAGUUGGCGGCUCAGGCGGCGGUGGUGGCAGCGGCUACAACUACUCCCCGCCCACUGGCGGCUGGUCCGGCGGCAACUCCGGCUGGGCCUAGGCCAACGGCCGGCGCUGACCAACCCUGGUCGUCUAGUCUAUGUUCAUGUUCAUGGCCCCCGCGCCCCAUUGGAGA
This is a messenger RNA of Drosophila navojoa, 1774 nucleotides long. RefSeq lists its product as uncharacterized. Lineage: Eukaryota; Metazoa; Arthropoda; Insecta; Diptera; Drosophilidae. The record is from RefSeq and is a predicted model, not a curated record.